This is a messenger RNA of Rotaria sp. Silwood1, 1593 nucleotides long. The record is from the annotation of a GenBank genome assembly. Lineage: Eukaryota; Metazoa; Rotifera; Eurotatoria; Philodinida; Philodinidae.
AUGGACAGUGUAAAUGUCGAAAGUCAAGAGACUCAAAAUGAAAUUAUGCCACUAGGAACACAUAAUGCUCGACGUCAGCGUCAAAAAUUACAGUUUUCACAAGACAAAGAACAACUUCAACAAGAAGAAAAAUCACCAUCAUCUUUGAAACCCUCUAGACGAGCUACUCGUUUUUUAUCAAUUUAUGAUCCAUCUCUACAAUUGCCAAGUGCAAAUAUUAUUCAAUUACAAAAAUUACAUAAACAAAUUACCAAUAAUAACAAUUUAUCAAUCUCAGAAGAAAUAACUGAUGAACUACUUGAUAAAAUACCAUUUCAAAUCGAAAUAAUUUCUGAACGACAAGAUGAUUUUAUUGGAGAGGAAAGUUCAUUGACAAAAAAUCAUCAACAUCAGAAAAAACCUAUGGAAAUACCGAAAGUUAUACCAAGCGGUUUGAGUGAAGAACGUCGUUUAGAAAUCAUUGAAGAGAUUCUUAAAGAUUUCAAUAAAAAAAAUGUACUUGAUGAAAUUCGUCGAGCAAAUGCCAUUCCAUUUCGAUUACCAAAAAAUAAUCAACUACAAAAAAAUGUAGCUGAACGAAUCCGAGAUUUAACUGGAAGUGAAAUAGUUAUGCUUAAUGAUCAUAUUUAUAUGAAAAAUUUAUGUCAACGUAUUGAUGAAGAAUAUAAAAGUAGAAAUCAAAAAAUAAAACCAGUAAAAAAAAUGCAUCGUAUAAUAUCUUUGAUAUUGAUAAUGUUUACAUCAAUGAAAUUUUCAUUAGCAGUUCAAUGUAAUACAAAUCCUUGUGAGUUAGGCGGUAAUUUUGUACCACCUAAUUAUCAAUGUAUACAAGCAACAGACAAUUUUAAUAAUGUUGUUUGUACAUGUCCUGAUGGUCAUGUAGAAAUAAAUACUCGUUGUCGUAUUUGUGAAUCGGUUAAUUGUGGUACAAAUGGUGUUUGUAUCGAAAGAAUGUUUUUUGAAAGUUUAUAUUAUGCUUGUGGUUGUAGUAAUGGAACAAAUAAUUAUCUUAAUCCUGGUCCAUGUCCAAAUGCUAAUCCAGCAACGACAACAACACCACCACCGUCUGGUUUCUGUCUCAACGGUGGUACUUAUAAUACGGCAACAGAUACAUGUAUUUGUCAAGCUGGUUUUACAGGUCGUUAUUGUGAGACACCGCCUGUUCAAACAAAUUGUCAAAAUGUAACAUGUGCUAAUGGGGGUGUUUGUAAUCCAGUACCAUCAAUUGAAAAUGGAGUUGAGAUGCAAUGCUUAUGUUUAAAUGGUUUCGCUGGUCCGAAUUGUGAAUUAGUCGGUGUACCUGGUCGAUGUACACCUGGCUUGUGUCAAAAUGGUGGUACUUGUGAAGAAAGAGUAAAUGGUGCAGCAGUUUUUGCUUAUUGUCGAUGUCCAUCAGGUUUUACUGAUCAAUGUUGUCAAACGCCAUAUUUUUCAUGUCCAGCUCCAGGUUUAUAUGCUGAUCCAAUAAAUUGUAAAUUUGGUCGAUAUUUUCAAUGCACUGGUUUAACUCUAUCAACACUAUCAUGUCCCAGAGGUCUUCGAUAUAAUUUUAUGAAAAUGCAAUGUGAUUCAGAUGUUUCUUGUCCGCCAUAA